GCAAUCCAGGCUCGGCGCAGCAUUCAAGCAUCCCUACGUUUUCGCCAAGCAUUUCAUUCGGAUCUGCAGGAUUCAAACCACAGCAAUUAUUUUGCAACUGAAAGGGACCCAUAGUAUGAUAACUUUCAUUUGAGUUGAUUUGUUUCCUUUCAUUUUCAUAGUUGAUCUUUAUUUUUGUUCAUUUGAUAUCAUCGUUUUUUCUUAUUUUUUCUACUCUCAUCCACAGUUCAUUUGCAGCCAGUUUGCACACCACCAGCUCAAAGGGGAAUACUAUAUCUCGAGCCGUUCUCUCUUGUCUGCUGCUAUUCGAGAGAAGCUCGCGCACUUUGGAUUGGUACCUUGGCUGGUUUACCUAGAACCCGACAAACGGGGGAUUUAUUAGGCUAUUUGCGUCUGCGCUUGUGGAAGUGGACAUCGGCGGCGACGAAGGUCGCCUUUCUGUUGUGAGGAAUGUACCCGGUGCUAAGGUCUGCUCACUGAGGGAGAAUAUCGACGCGCUCUCUUCUCGACUCUCACUGUAUGAAAGACUGCCGUGCGCCUCUGGUUUUGUAUUCCCGAGGAGCUCUUAUAAAGGGACUAACUCCGCACCAGGUCUUUUCUUGGAGAUGCUCAACAUUUGAUCCGUUUACGCAUUCGCUUCUUCGUCCCUUUUUAGCUUAUUUGAUCGGGAUAUAGAGUCUAAUUGCCUCGGUCAUUCUCUUGUGCGUUUCACGUCUUUUUUUUGAACAUAUCAUUUCGGAACGGAUUGUGACCCUCCCCGAAGACAGCAAUAAUGGGGGACUCGAUGUGGAGAUAUUAUUUUGGAGUUUUGUUAAUUGCGUGCAAGGUGAACUUGUCCCGGGCGAUAAUUCUGGAGUCCAUAUAUUGGAACACAACAAAUACCAAAUUCGUGCCAGGGCAGGGCCUGGUGUUGUACCCUCAGAUCGGGGAUAAGUUGGACAUAGUGUGCCCGCGGGUGGACGGAGGGGUGCGUGAUGGGGUGGAGUAUUACAAGAUCCACAUGGUUCCCAGGGAGCAGCUGGAGAGCUGCACCAUCACCAAGGCUGACACACCACUGCUCAACUGUGACAAGCCUGACCAGGAUGUCAAGUUCACCCUCAAGUUUCAGGAGUUCAGCCCCAACCUGUGGGGCCUGGAGUUCUUCAGAGGGAAAGACUACUACAUCAUCUCAACAUCUAAUGGCACCAUGGAGGGCCUGGAGAACCAGGAAGGAGGGGUGUGCAAGAUGAAGUCCAUGAAGAUAAUCAUGAAAGUGGGACAAAAUCCCUCUGACCCUAUCUCACCCAAAGACUACCCCACCAGAUACCCUCCCAAGCACCCCGACAAGGAGUCAUACAAACCAAACGAAGUGCUGGAGAAGAAAGGUCCGUCGUACAGGGAGGGCGAAGGUGACCAGGGGACGGGCGGGAAAUCAUCCAGCGUCAUCGGCUCUGAAGUGGCCCUGUUCGCCGGCAUUGCCUCGGGCAGCGUUAUCUUCAUCAUCAUCAUCAUCAUGCUGGUUGUGCUGCUGCUCAAGUACCGGCGGCGGCACCGCAAGCACUCUCCACAGCACGCCACCACGCUGUCACUCAGCACACUGGCCACGCCCAAACGGGGCGGCAGCGGCAACAACAAUGGCUCGGAGCCUAGUGACAUCAUCAUCCCGCUCAGGACUGCAGACAGCGUCUUCUGCCCACACUACGAGAAAGUCAGCGGGGACUACGGUCACCCAGUGUACAUCGUUCAGGAGAUGCCCCCCCAGAGCCCUGCCAACAUCUACUACAAGGUCUGAACUCAGCUCCACCCCACCAGACACCGCUCCUCCAUGAACGCCCCCCCAGAACGCUCUAUCUCCUUCCUUCCCCACCUCUCUGUUGUUUUUUCUUGUUGAACUUUACUAUUCCUGUUAUUAUUCUUCAUUGUUGGGAUUUGUUGGAGAACUCACAGAGUAAAGCUGCUGCUGCUCUCUGGGGCUUUUUGGGGAUCCCUCCUCUCCGCUCCUCUCCUCUAACAGUAGCUCUCUGUUUCUUUGCGCACUAUGACUGACGCUGGGGAUCCGAGCGUGUGUGUUUGUGUGUGGACGGACGAAUGGAGAGACAGAAUGACGCACCCACGCGUGUUUCUUUUGGAAUAGGAUGGACAGAUGAAAAGAGGAGGAGGAGUUGACCCAAACCUCCUUCGAUAUCCUACUCUAGUAUUCUCCCUGAGAGAGACUACUGCUGGGAAAGAGAGGGGAAGAGACAAAGGAGGGAGAAAGAGAGGGAUUAGGAGAGGAAAAGGAAGGGGCCGACCAUGAACUCAUGUCAGUAAUGGCAGUCAGUCUCUCUCCUCACUGGCCAGAGACAUUUUGUGGAUUAAAUUACGGAAGAGGAAAAAGCAAGAGGGAUUCGGAAAUAUCCACUCUGGGACUUUCCUGACUGACACAUGGACAUCACCCACUCACCCUAUCACCUACCCACCCACACACUCACCCACGCUCAUUCAUUGUGAACUGUUCAGGUCCUCGUACUAGUUACAACCCACUUUUCCCUCAUUGUCUGACGACACCUUUUACUUUCUAGCAUUAUGAUUCAUUAAAGUUGUUACUUGAAAAAAGGUUUGUAAAAAAACAUGAUUAUUUUUUGUAGUGUCAUAUUGUUGGUUCAUUUCUGGUUUUCAUUGCUGGUAUUGUUCAACUUGCAGAUAGAUUUUUUUAGUGACGUGGUAUUGUCGCAGCUCAUGUCGUGAUGGUGUAUGUGAUGUUCAAACACACAUACACACACACACGCACACGCACACACACACACACUGCGACCCAGGACUGGGAAAGCAGCAGAGAGCAGGACUUAAAGAGGGAGAGAGGGACAUGACGGAAGAUGAGGGGUUUUAUGUGGGGUCUACCCCAUCAGGGGAUAGGGUGCUCAUUAUACCCCCUCUGUGGGGUCAGGGCUAGCCAGGUGGCUUCUGGGAAGGGUGGGGACCUAAGCGAACAAUAGAGCAGCACUUUUAAACCCCUGGUCCCUCCACCCAGGCAGUCAGUCAGAUCACAGAGAGGGAGAGAGUGGCAGUGGUAGUGUAGGUAAAAGAGAGAGAGAGGAGAGCAGCUGUAUCUCUUCAGUAAGGGGAUAACAGUUGCAAGGGCUGGCUUGAAUUUUCCACAGAUAGGACUUUACAACAUGAAGAGGUGUUAAUGAACUGGAAGUACAGGCAAUAAGAUAUCCCAACCUGCCUUACUGCUGCAGUUUCCGCGACAUGGAAGAAAGGUAAAGAUAAGAGAGGCCCAGGUCUAGUUGAGUUUAACCCAGCCGCUGGCUGAAACAGAGAGGCCCAAGUCUAGUUGAGUUUAACCCAGCCGCUGGCUAAAACAGCUCUAGGUACUGUAAUGUCUGCUCCCAGGGGCAGCAAGGGACCCGGAAGCCCCCCAAGGGCCCGAACAGGUGGACUGGUGCUCUCAUACUCAACUUUGAAAAAGCACAGGGACAUCAAAGCGUAUUGUCACUGUUUUUCAAGCAUCAUCUUUAGCAUUUCCUUAUUGUGAGUUUUUGAUUAUUAUAAUUUUUGUAACAAAAAAGAUAUACAUUUAAAGGAGGACAUUUUAAAACACAAAAAAACAUCUGAAAAAAGCAGAAUUUAUUUAUGAUAGACACAGAGCACAGGUGUUGUCAGAAAGGCGGUAUUGAGAAGUUAACGUUAAUAUAUUAUGGUAUAAAAGUGCACAUUAUGCAAGCUAGGGUUUGAUUAUUUGAUAUCUAUUUCACCCAUAAUGUCCCACCUUUUCAUCAACUCCCACCCAAAUGGCUGCCUUUUCCAGAUACACAGGGCUAGGGCCUGGGAAGGGGAUAGGGAGGGGAGCCUGGACACAAGCCCCAAAGGGGAGAGGAGGAAUGUUGGACCCAAAAUAGCAUAACUGGGUGCACGAGGCAGACCAGCAGUAUAUCCCACACUCCAAUGUAGCACCUCCCAAAGGACCAUGGGAAGAUUCCCACGAUUACCCUGUCCCCCCUUCCCCCACACUACCACGUGGUAGUGUUUUCUCUGUGUUUGAGAGUGUGUGUGUGUACCUCCUCUUGAGGAAGUCCAGUGAAACAGCUAUUUGCCUGUUUAUUCACACACGUGAAAACACUGACUAAAGAAAAUGAGAACUAGAUUGUGACUUAGAACACGCCCCAAACAUGUAUCUGCUCACUACCAACAUUCUCAUUAGAUCAUUAAGAACAUCAAAUUUCACCGAAAAAGCCAAGCCUUGUAUGAUACAAGGUUUGUGCCUCUAAGAGGCUACAAAAUCUGCAAUAUGCAAUUUUCUUUAUUUUUUUAAGAAUUGAGAAAAACCUACACCUAUGGAAAGUGUUCUUAAACCACUGAGAGAUGUAACAACAAACAAAACAAAAACAAAACUAGCAAAGAACGUCACACAAGCUUGCUGUUAGGUUUUUCAUUUGUAGUAUUAUUUUAACCCUUAUUUUUUGUGUGAUUUUUUUUUACUGUGUGCCGUAGUUACAAGGUAAACUGUGAAAAAAGAAACAUUUUCAAAAUGAAAUGCACCUGGACAGUUAUUUAAGAAAUAGCGAAAAACACUAGGAAUCACAAACAAAUUGCUGUUUAGUUGCUGUCUGACUGCGGCAGAAUAUGACAAUCUUAUUAGUUUCUUUGAAUCUGAUGUCCUUAUCCUAGCUAACGUAUAACUGAUAUCCUCCUAACAUUGCUAGGGUAGAUUUUCUGUCUCGGUUAUAUGGAUGAAAUAUUACAGCAAUGUUGAGAGAAUGUUAGUAAGCUGGCUAGGAGAAGUACUUCAGGCUACUGUAAAAUGCCUUGCUCGUAUUGGUCAGCCCUUGGUCACCUGACUCAGUAAUUUUGCACCGUUCUUCUGUAGGUAAGAAACUGUAAAUACAUUAAUGUUUGUAUUGUAAAUGGAUCCUGGGUUGUUACGAUAGCCUUAUUCACCUUUUUAGGAAAGUAAAUGAAAAAAAAUAUAUACAGAAAAAACGGAAUACACUUCAGUAAAACAGAGCAUACUACUUUUUUUGGUAAAUAGCUUAUGUAAAUAUUGACAAGAUCCCAAUAAAACAUUUUUUUUUUUUUAUAAACUCUUAAAGUAAGAUGUUUUGUAUAAAAUUUACAUUUUUUGCUAUGUAUUUUAGCUAGCGCUCAUUGGAAAGCCCUGUGUCCUCCCACUCCCUCCCCCUUUGCACUGUUUCCAUGGAAAUUUGGUUUUUAAAAAAAAAUUAGAAAAAGUUGCCAAACCGACUGCUGCAUAUUCGUGCCAUAAGUGUGUACCAUAAAUAUUUAUUGAAUUAGUUUUUUUUGUUCUGUUUUUGAUUUGAUUUCUGUCCAGUUUUUAAGUAACACAGUAUUAUGAUUGCGUUGUUCAUUUGUCUCCCUGGUUUCUUUAGUCUGUUUUGAUAGGUUUCCAGGUGGCCGUAUCUGUAGCCCCUCCCCUUGCAGUUUGAGAUGGCCAGGCCGUUGAAAUGGUUAAACAUUCAAAAAACGAAAGAAAUGAAAGUGAGGAAAAAUGACACACAUUCCACCAGUCUGUUACAAACUGAAAAUGUUUUUCAAUAAAAUGUUUUUCCUAUGGA
Molecule: messenger RNA, 5534 nt
Organism: Coregonus clupeaformis (lake whitefish)
Lineage: Eukaryota; Metazoa; Chordata; Actinopteri; Salmoniformes; Salmonidae
Gene: efnb2a
Product: ephrin-B2a
Exons: 5
Coding region: 773-1771 (332 amino acids)
Biological process (GO): axon guidance; ephrin receptor signaling pathway; blood vessel morphogenesis
Cellular component (GO): plasma membrane
Molecular function (GO): ephrin receptor binding
Source: RefSeq, a predicted model, not a curated record